Messenger RNA from Propithecus coquereli (Coquerel's sifaka), 393 nucleotides. RefSeq names its product late histone H2B.L4-like. Gene Ontology annotation, cellular component: nucleosome. The coding region runs from base 1 to 393 and encodes 130 amino acids. Gene Ontology annotation, molecular function: structural constituent of chromatin; protein heterodimerization activity; DNA binding. The transcript has 2 exons. The record is from RefSeq and is a predicted model, not a curated record. Gene Ontology annotation, biological process: nucleosome assembly. NCBI's taxonomy places the organism in Eukaryota, Metazoa, Chordata, Mammalia, Primates, Indriidae.
AUGCGGGAGCCUUCCUCUGAGCUGUGCCCUGAAGCCUGCCCCGGCGACAAGGAGUCCCAAGAGACCGACUCCACAGCGACCCAGGAGCAGGAGCAGGAGCAGCCAAGCCGCCGCGGGGACAGCUUCGCCACCUACUUCCCCAGGGUCCUGAGGCAGGUCCACGUGGGGCUCAGCCUGUCCCAGGAGGCCGUGAGCGUGAUGGAUUCGUUCGUUCACGACAUCCUGGAGCGCAUUGCCGAGGAGGCCGGCCGGCUGGCACGCUACUCCCAGUGCCCGACCAUCACCUCCAGAGAGAUCCAGACGGCCGUGCGCCUGUUGCUGCCCGGGGAAAUCAGCAAGCACGCCGUGUCCGAGGGCACCAUGGCCCUCCUUAGGUACACCACCCGCAGAUGA